Molecule: messenger RNA, 1608 nt
Organism: Eimeria maxima
Lineage: Eukaryota; Apicomplexa; Conoidasida; Eucoccidiorida; Eimeriidae
Exons: 10
Coding region: 1-1608 (535 amino acids)
Source: RefSeq, a predicted model, not a curated record
AUGGUCUUGGCCACGCCCCACACCCAAGAACUUUCGGCCGUGCGAAAACAAUACAUGCAACAGACGGCAGAAGUUGCGAAGCUCGCUGAGCAGUAUGGUGCAGUUCGAGCUUCAUCGGAUUCAGCUGCAAUCGAACUUGCAGCAGCUCGGAAGCAGCUUUCAGUGGCAAAAGCAGAGGCAGAGUUGGCAAUGAGUGAUCGCAUUGACCUCAUGAAGGAAAACAGUCAUCUGAGACAAGAGUUUACUCAGGCCAUGGCCCACAUCGCGUCGUUGCAGCAAGAUCUGGGGAAACUCUGUGUUGUCCAAAAGGACUUUGAGCAAGCCCAUGCUUCACUGGAACGCUGCAGGCAGAUGCAUGCCAUCGACAAGGAACAGAUCCUGCGCUUGGAGGAGCAACUCAAGGCCUUCACUGAAAAGGAAAAACAGUUAUUGCUAAUCCAGCGGGAGGCUGAGCUUGCGAAGCGGCAAAGCGCGAAGCUCUUGAAGGAACUGGAGGGUGCACAAGAGGCACUAAAAGCUUUUCAAGAUAUCUCUGAAAGGAACUGCUGGGAGAAACACUCAGAUGCAGUGCGGCAACUAAACACAACGUUGGCGGACGAGAAGGCCCUCAGGCACGAGCUAGAAAAGCAGGCCAACGAGAUCGCUGUGCUUGCAACUGACCUCAGAUCAGCUACCCAACGCGAUGCACAGAAAGCUGAGCAGUUAAGGAUAGCCACUGAGGAAGCACGACGCUUUGAACUCGAGGCCCAGAGGCGCCUUGAGGACGUAGCUCGUCUGGAAGCUGAAAAUGCUAAGAUAGCAAAAGAGCUCGAAUUUUACUCUAAAAAGCACUUCGAAGAUCUUACUGAAUCUUUAACAGAGAAGCAAAAGCUUAAAGUGGAACUGGAUGCUGCAACAGAUUACACAAAUAGGUUAUCUGGAGAGCUUCAACUUAUGAAAGAGUCAAAUUGGAGGCAGAAAGAGGAACUCAAAAGCUCACGUGAGGAAAUCACCGUGCUCUCUAGCAAAGUUCAAGAGUUGAUGCGCCAGGCAGAUAUAAUCAAACUAGAAUCUACUUUGGAGGCACUUAGGCAAGAGCUGAUGCAAAAAGAAUCGAGUGAGAAAGAGGCGCUGAGUCGGAUGAGGGCGCAACUUCAAGAGGCUCAACAACAGCACGAGGCAGCAGUGGCAAAAAAGAAGCAGUUGCGAACUCAUCUCAUGGAGGCUACGAGAGCACUGCACCUGACUCGAGUCAGAAACGAAGAGAAACAAACAGCGUUAGCAUCUGCAACUGGAGCGGCAAAGGAAAAAGAGUUGGCUGAAAAGUGUGCAACUCUCGAAACUAAGCUGGACGAAGUGAGAAGGCAUCAUGGCAUCGAAGCUGCUAAACGGCAGCGAGACAACCUCGAAGUUCGCCGUCAACAACAGGAGCUUGCAAACUGCAGAAAACUCUUACAGCGAGAAUCUGCAGAGAGAGCAGAGGCGGAAGCAACUUGGGCCCGCACCAUUGAAGAGCAGGUUCAACAAAGAGUAUCGAUCUUAGAGAAGGACUUCGCUCUGCGUAUAGCGAAGUAUGCUGACAUCGCUGAGUUCUAUGUUGCACGUUGCACUUCACUGUUUCGAAUGUAA